Paecilomyces variotii is the source of this 1098-nucleotide messenger RNA. Its product is annotated as BNR/Asp-box repeat domain protein. Bases 1 to 1098 code for a protein of 365 amino acids. The transcript has a single exon. The record is from RefSeq and is a predicted model, not a curated record. NCBI's taxonomy places the organism in Eukaryota, Fungi, Ascomycota, Eurotiomycetes, Eurotiales, Thermoascaceae.
AUGCCCGGACAUCUUGGUCAGAAGAUCUUGAAGACCUUUGGUCUGGACGAACCGAAGCCGCGCGAGGCGACGCCUACUGGAGAUGUGCCCGGCAGGGCAGACGUCCACCACCAGGACGAGCGCAUCCUCUCCGAGUUCGCUAAUAACGGGACCUAUCCGCGCCUCGCUCGCCUGUCGGAUGGCUCCAUCUUGUCCGCGACGACACGCCGCGAAGGGCCCCAGCGUGUGCUCCAAGUCUCCAAGAGCACCGACGGUGGCCAUCGUUUCUUUACCUGGGGUGAGGUGACACGCGGACAUGGCGACGUCGACAAUCUAUACCUGCUCGAGGUCGCGCCCAACAAGGUGCUGGCCGCCUUUCGCAACCACGACUUGGGUCCCCAUGGCCCUACGCACUUCCGCAUUACCGUCUGCCAGUCCACCGAUGGUGGCAAGAGCUGGUCCUAUCUCAGCCAGGCUGCUGAGAAGGCAGCUCCGUUUGGGCUCUGGGAACCGUUUAUGCGCCUUGGACGCGGGGGCGAGGUGCAGAUGACGUUUUCUCAAGAAUUUGCUCCCGAAGACCAGGACACCAUGCUCGUGGUCUCCCACGACCAAGGCAAGACUUGGUCCAAGCCCGUCGUCGUAGCCGGCGCCGACGAGAGGCUCCGGGACGGAAUGACAGGCAUCGCCGAUACCAGAGACAACGGGCAGGAUGCUCUCGUCAUGGUCUUCGAGACAACCAGAUACGGAACGUUCUGUAUUGAAGCUGUUAUCUCGUAUGAUGAUGGUGUCAGCUGGCAGCGUCGUCAACCAGUCUAUAUCCCUCCUCGUGGGCGCAACGCAGGCUCCCCACAGAUUGCUUCUUUUGCAGAUGGCUCUCUGGCCGUCGUGUUCAUGACCGACGAGGAGGUCCAACACUGCCACUGGCCGGGCCGAGCAGCUGUCAAGGCAGUCUUCUCAGGGCCACCGCAGCAUGGAAAGCUGCACUGGACUCCACCGACCCUCGUCGGCCCAGAGGCCAGCGUGUGGCCGGGCAUCAUGGCCAUUGACGAAAAAUCCGUCCUGGCUACUUACGACCAUGGCGGACCGCGAGGUAAACUGAUCACUUGGCACGCAAAAUAA